ACAGCGCUACAUGGGGGACGCAGGCGACAGCGGCUGGUACCACCGCUCCCACAUCCAGGAGAGACAAAUCUGCACUCUGGAGACAUCUCUAGGGCUUUUCGGCGCUCUGCCAUUGGGAAUUGACUUGAUGAAAUAACCAAGCCGAGCAUGAACACGUCACAUUUGAGCGUCCCCUCCUCUGAGCAUGGACUGACCAAAUCUCUCUCCGGAUGAUUUGAUGGGGCUGCUCAGAGUCAUGAUGCCGCCCAAGUUGCAGCUUCUGGCGCUGCUGGCGUUCGCAGUGGCCAUGUUCUUCCUGGAGAACCAGAUCCAGAAGCUGGAGGAGUCCCGGGGAAAGCUCGAAAGAGCCAUCGCCCGGCACGAGGUACGAGAGAUCGAGCAGCGACACACGCAGGACGGUCUGCGGGAACGGGACACGUCGGCCUCAUCGUCGGCCGACAGCGAGGACGACAUCGUCAUCAUCUACAACCGCGUGCCGAAGACGGCCAGCACCUCCUUCACCAACAUCGCCUACGACCUGUGUGGGAAGAACCACUACCACGUCCUGCACAUCAACACCACCAAGAACAACCCGGUCAUGUCCAUACAAGACCAGGUGCGGUUUGUAAAGAAUGUGACUGAGUGGAGGGAAAUGAAGCCAGCCUUCUACCACGGGCACGUCUCCUUCCUGGACUUCACCAAGUUUGGGGUGAAGAGGAAGCCCAUUUACAUAAACGUGAUCCGGGACCCCAUUGAAAGGCUGGUGUCCUAUUAUUACUUUCUGCGUUUUGGGGACGACUACCGGCCCGGCUUGAGACGCAGGAAACAAGGAGACAAGAAGACGUUCGAUGAAUGUGUAUCAGCCGGAGGCUCAGACUGCGCCCCUGAGAAGCUCUGGCUCCAGAUUCCCUUCUUCUGUGGUCACUACUCUGAAUGCUGGAACGUGAGAAGCCAGUGGGCUCUGGAGCAGGCGAAAUACAACCUGGUGAAUGAAUACAUGCUGGUCGGAGUAACAGAAGAGCUGGAGGACUUUGUCAUGAUGCUGGAGGCCGCGCUGCCACGCUUCUUCAAAGGAGCCACCGACCUGUACAAAACAGGGAAGAAAUCCCACCUGAGGAAGACCAGCGAGAAAAAGCCGCCCACAAAGGAGUCUAUCGCCAAGCUGCAGCAGUCAGACAUCUGGAAGAUGGAGAACGAGUUCUAUGAGUUUGCACUGGAGCAGUUCCAGUUCGUCAGGGCACAUGCUGUCAGAGAAAAGGACGGGGAGCUCUACCUGCUGGCGCAAAACUUCUUCUAUGAGAAAAUCUACCCCAAAAACUAAGGAGACACAUGUCUGUGGAAGAGUGUGGAGGGGACACUUGAUACAGGCUCAGAUGUGCAGCCUGAAAAAGAGACGGAAAGUGAGCCUGCUGGUGACUGUGUGGCUGGUACAGACGUGUGAUUGCAGCAUAAUGUGGAGCUGCAGAACAAUCCGGCUCUGACGCAGCGAUCAGACUGGCGCCCGCUCCGUUAUUCCUGUCCGUGGCAGCCAACUGGACGAGGAGCUCGCGUUUCGUCAGCAGGUUGCGUUCCCAGCAGCCCCCACCUCCACCCCCACCCCACAAGCCUCCAUUCCCUUUCACUUCCAUUUCAAAGGUCGUCCGCGCAGAGGGCCUCCGCCGGCACAUGUUCGGUGACGGCCUGUCCAACAGCUGGUCGGACCUCGACCCCUGAUUGGCUCGGCUGUUCUCCGAUCCAAACAAAACAUUUUCAUUGGCUCUGUACUGUUUGGUUGUGUUUGAUUGUAUUUUAACUCUUUACUAUGGUUGUCUUUUGUAUGUAAAGGCGGUGACAUUUUCCACGGUGAAACAACAUCCCCAUGCCUCACCACUACUACUAACUUAAAGAGAUUUUAAGUGUAAGAAAUUGACUACUGUGCUGUAUUAUUGGACUUGAACGAGAACUUUUGAGGUUUUUAUGAAGUAAAAAUCCUGUGGCCAUGGACUAUUUGCUGGGGCAAGUGUAUGUUUUAUACUGUACUUGCUGUUUUGUUGGAAGCCUCGUAAUGUGCAGCUUUGCCCAGAGGCUUCUCCUCCGUCAUGAAGGAAGCAUUUACACAUGAUAUCAUUGAAGUGUUUAAAAACACUAACGUGAAGAUGCUGCUGCUGUAAAUAUUUACUACUUUUUCAGUCUGUUGCCACAGUAUAAAAUCAACCAAUUUAUACUGUUAACGCCCUUAUAAAGUUAUUGUGCAUUUUAUUGUCAUGUACAUUUGUUUAAACACUUUCAUUUCACUUUUUGUCUGCAUUUUAUUUUUUGUCGUUAUUUUCAUUGUUGAACCAGGUAAACAUGGCUGGUCACUGAUAUGCUACUUUGCUGCUUAAAGGAAUAUUCCAACAUUUAAUUUCAUUUAAUAAUACAGUAUUUGCUUUCUUACCAAGAGUUAGAUGAGAAGCUCAAUACCAAUCUGAUAUCAGUCCUUUAAAUCUAAGGCUACAAACAGCAGUUAGCUUAGAUUAGCAUAAAGACUGUAAAUAAUGGGAAACAGCUGUUACUUCCACAUAACCCACCACCACCACUGCAAAAUUGUUUUUUCACCUCACUUUUUGUAUGGAUUAAACUAACUACACAUAACAUGUUAGAGGUGCUGGUGGGUUAAUUUUGUUCCUUUCGAACAGAGCCAGGCUAGCUAGUUCCCCUUUUUUCCAGUCCUUGCGCUAAGCUAACUAGCAGCAGCAUUAUAUUUGAUGUUGAUGUUCUAAGCAAGGAAGCAAAUUUCCCCAAAAUGUUGAACUAUUCCUUGAAAUCUCUGCUGUUUGUCCAUAUUAAAGACAGUGGCAGGGUUGGUAAUGACUUUGCUAAUUUGCUUGUGUGCUUCUCUUCACUUGUUUAUUUGAAGGUUAGAUUUAUUGCGGUUUUAAUGGCCUUUUACUGGCCAAUUAAAGUUCUUCUCUACCCCCCAUAAAUUGCUAGCUAACAGCUGGAAAAGUUUAAAGUGACAUAAUGUCGCCCUCACAACUAACUCUUAUCGAAAAGGUGUGCUCCUGUGAAAGCAAAAAAGAAAAACUUGCUUCGCCUGGAAGAGCUGCACAGAAUAUUUCUACCGAUUGUACUGUCACAUCACGAUACCUGAAGUACACAGAUGAGUAGCUAGUGAUUUUCAUCUGGGGACAUACUGUAGUUUGUGUGCCUUCUCUCCACCCAGCUCUCCGUGUGUCGCAGCUUUGUCAGGUGGAGCAUAAAAACAA
Messenger RNA from Chelmon rostratus (copperband butterflyfish), 3206 nucleotides. RefSeq names its product heparan sulfate 2-O-sulfotransferase 1a (gene hs2st1a). The transcript has 8 exons. The coding region runs from base 218 to 1300 and encodes 360 amino acids. Gene Ontology annotation, molecular function: heparan sulfate 2-sulfotransferase activity. Gene Ontology annotation, cellular component: membrane. The record is from RefSeq and is a predicted model, not a curated record. NCBI's taxonomy places the organism in Eukaryota, Metazoa, Chordata, Actinopteri, Chaetodontiformes, Chaetodontidae.